AUGACGACAACAGCCAAACCGCUCGAAGGAAAAAUUGCUGUGGUCACCGGAGCCAGCAGCGGCAUUGGUGCCGCAAUUGCCAAAGGUCUCAGUGAAGCUGGGGCCAAAGUAGGCGUGGGUGGACGAAGAUUGGAUAGACUCAAAGGACUUGCAGCUCAGCUCAUGACCGCCAAGGGAGCGGCCAAGGUUCAUGCCUGCAAAGUUGAUGUCACCAGCAGAGAAGACAUGGAGACUUUCUGCAAGGAAUGUGAAGAAAAUUUGGGAGGACCCAUUGAUAUCUUUGUCAACAAUGCUGGUGUCAUGUUCUAUGGUAGAUUGGAAGCCAUGCGCGAAGAACAGUGGCAUAGGGAACUCAAUGUCAACUGCAAGGGGUUGUUGCAUGCCGCUGCCUGCGUCUUGCCUGGAAUGCUGGCCAAAGGAAGUGGACAUAUUGUGGUGACUUCCAGUGAUGCUGGAAGGAAGGUAUUCCCUGGUUUGGCCAACUACUCUGCAACCAAGUUCUUUGUGGAAGCAUUCUGCCAAGGAAUGAGGCUGGAAAAUGCUGAUAAGGGACUCAAAGUGACAACCAUUCAACCUGGUGACUGCAAGACAGAAUUGUCCCAGUUGACAACAGAUGAAGAGGCUAGGAAAGAGUUUGCUCAGCCCUCCCAAGCCAGAGAGUUUUGGUUGGACCCAGAAGAUGUUGCUGGAGCAGUGUUGUAUGCUGUCACAGCUCCCAACCAUGUUGGAGUGAACGAAGUUUUGAUUGAACCCCGAGGUGCCCCUGCAUAA
Molecule: messenger RNA, 771 nt
Organism: Seminavis robusta
Lineage: Eukaryota; Bacillariophyta; Bacillariophyceae; Naviculales; Naviculaceae
Source: the annotation of a GenBank genome assembly